This is a messenger RNA of Bipolaris maydis ATCC 48331, 1350 nucleotides long. RefSeq lists its product as uncharacterized. Gene Ontology annotation, cellular component: cytoplasm. The record is from RefSeq and is a predicted model, not a curated record. Gene Ontology annotation, biological process: tyrosyl-tRNA aminoacylation. Lineage: Eukaryota; Fungi; Ascomycota; Dothideomycetes; Pleosporales; Pleosporaceae. Gene Ontology annotation, molecular function: ATP binding; tyrosine-tRNA ligase activity.
AUGGCCGACCCCGCCGCCAUCCAAGACGAGAUUACCGCAAUCGAAAAGCGAAUUGAAGAGGCGCAAUCACAACUCAAAGACGCAAAGGAAAGGUUACGAAAGGCCAAAGAUGCUGCGUACGAUGGCCCCGGCGCAAACCUGUCGGCUGAAGAAAAGAUGUCGCUCAUCAAGGUCAACUUGGCUGAAGUGCUGAACCCGGAAAUUAUGGAUGAGGCGUUGAAGAAGCAGGGCCACCUAAAAGUCUACUGGGGUACUGCGACAACAGGACGGCCUCAUUGCGGAUACUUCGUCCCUAUCCUCAAGCUUGCACAAUUCCUCGCAGCAGGCUGCCAUGUUAAGAUUCUCCUCGCUGAUAUCCACGGUUUCCUCGACAAUCUGAAAGCGCCUAUUGAGCUCGUCAAGUUCCGCGCCCAGUACUACCGCUUCACCAUUACUGCUCUUCUGAAAGCGGUCAAAGUACCAAUCGAGAAACUAGAGUUUGUGCUGGGCUCAAGCUACGAAUUGAACGCGGACUACACAAUGGAUCUUCUUAGGCUGGCGAGUAUAACAAGCGAGGCUACUGCGAAAAAGGCUGGUGCCGAAGUCGUCAAACAGACGGAGAAUGCGCCACUCAGUGGACUUCUGUACCCUCUCAUGCAAGCUCUCGACGAGGAGUACCUCGAUGUAGACGUUCAGUUUGGUGGUGUAGACCAACGUAAGAUCUUUGCACUCGCAAAGGACGUGUUGCCCAAGAUUGGCUACAAGGAGCGCGCCCACUUGAUGAACCCCAUGGUUCCCGGUCUGCAAGGUGGAAAGAUGAGUGCUUCCGACCCAGAUUCCAAGAUUGAUGUUCUUGACGAUGCGGAUGUCGUCAAGCGCAAGCUCAAGAAAGCGCAUGCAGCGCCAAAGGUGGUCGAGGAAAACGGUGUCCUCAGCUUCGUCGAAUACGUCCUCCUCCCCGCCGGCCAUCUCAUCCACGGUGAAUCCAAGUUUGUCGUCAAGCGUCGCGAGGGCGAACCCCUCGUCUACACUGACAUUGCGAAGAUGCAGGAGGACUACCGAAGCGACAUACUCACUCCCCAGGACCUCAAGCCUGCCGUCACAGAAGCCCUCAUCACCCUGCUUGAGCCUGUACAAAAGGAGUUCCAGGCCAAUCCCGAGUGGAAGGAGAUUGAGCAAAAGGCAUACCCGCCACCACCUGUAGUCAAGAAGGAGAAGAAGGUCAAAAACAAGGGUACCUUCCACCCGAAGAGGAAUGUCGAGGCCAAGCCUGACGGCCAUGUUGAGGGUGAAGACAAGGCAACUGUAGAUGUGGGCGCCGAGGGUGGUGAGAAGGCCAUCGAGGGUCUGAGUCUAGAGGAGAAGAAGUAA